CGACACUCGAAAGUACACAGCCUCCGCGUUUACAGUGGUGGUAUGAAAUUGAGUUUCUUUCUCCUUUAUUUAUUCAACUGCCACCAUCAAAAGUUUAAACAACAGUCGUAUCAAAUUAAAACAUUCGAUUUGUCAUAACUGUACGAGCAGAGAUCAAGGGAGCAUCAUGAGAUCGACGCUCUUAAUUUUUUUGGCACUGUGUUUGAUAUCUGUCUGCCAUUGUGCAGAUGAUCAGUAUGAUUAUGAUGAUGAACCAGCAGCAGCACCAACAACACCAGCACCAACAAAACCAUCAAGUAGAUUAGGAAGUCUUUUAUCAUCAAGAGCAAGAUCACCAGUUGCCAGAAAACCAUCAGCAGCAGCUCCAGUGACAACAUCAACAACACCAAAACCAACUGAAGAACCAGUUGAAGAAGUAGUUAAUGAAGGUGAUGAAGUGUAUGAUGAAAAUCAAGAAUCUGAAACACCAACAACAACAACAGAAGCUGCUAAAAAAUUACGUGGUGGUAUACGACCAUUCAGAUCAAAUGAGGAUCUACUAGCUGCAUUAAAAAGACGACGUGCACAAGCAAAUUCAAUUGCACGUGAAACAACAACAACGACAACACAAUCAUCAGCUGAUUCAUCAACAUCAAAAUCAAAAUCAUUAGGUGGACGAAAUAAAAAUGAAUCUGUUACAAAACCAACUCGUAACAGAUUUGGCACACCUGGAAGAGGUAAAAUUGCUCAAGAAGAAGUUCAAGAAACACAACAAGACGAAGUUCAAUUAAAAAAUAAACCAUAUCGUAGAGGUUGAUAAUAUUUAACUUUCAAUAAAUAAAUAAAAAAAAAAAACGUAUAUUAAAUAAUAAAUAA
Molecule: messenger RNA, 855 nt
Organism: Aphidius gifuensis
Lineage: Eukaryota; Metazoa; Arthropoda; Insecta; Hymenoptera; Braconidae
Product: nucleolar protein dao-5
Exons: 5
Coding region: 167-796 (209 amino acids)
Source: RefSeq, a predicted model, not a curated record